AUAUAUAAAAGGCCUCUGUGGAACAUCUGGGAAGGUCAGUGAUAUCACCUGUUCAGAGUCAAACCUUGGAGCUUCUCAGACGGUACAUUUUCACCAUGAGUGGGUGCCCAUUUUUAGGAAACAACUUUGGAUGUGCUUUUAAAAAAUUGUCCAUAGAAGGCAGUGAAGAUGACAAAUCACAAACCGGUGUGAAUAGAGCCAGCAAAGGAGGACUUAUCUACGGAAACUACCUGCAUUUGGAAAAGGUUUUGAAUGCACAAGAACUUCAAAGUGAAAUAAAAGGAAAUAAAAUUCAUGACGAACAUCUUUUUAUCAUAACUCAUCAAGCUUAUGAACUCUGGUUUAAACAAAUCCUCUGGGAAUUAGAUUCUGUCCGAGAGAUCUUUCAGAACGGCCAUGUUAGGGAUGAAAGGAACAUGCUUAAGGUUGUUACUCGAAUGCACCGAGUGGCAGUGAUCCUUAAGCUACUGGUGCAGCAAUUUUCUGUUCUGGAAACGAUGACAGCCUUGGACUUCAAUGAUUUCAGAGAGUACUUAUCUCCAGCCUCAGGCUUCCAGAGUUUGCAAUUCCGACUGUUAGAAAACAAGAUAGGUGUUCUUCAGAGUUUGAGGGUCCCUUACAACAGAAGACAUUAUCGUGAUAACUUCAGAGGAGAAGAUAAUGAACUGCUACUUAAAUCCGAGCAGGAAAAAACACUACUUCAACUAGUGGAGGCGUGGCUGGAAAGAACACCAGGUUUAGAGCCACAUGGAUUUAACUUCUGGGGAAAGCUUGAAAACAACAUUCUCAAGGGCCUGGAAGAAGAAUUCACAAGAAUUCAGGCUAAGGAAGAAUCGGAGGAAAAGGAGGAACAAAUGGCUGAAUUUCGGAAACAAAAAGAGGUGUUACUCUCCUUAUUUGAUGAGAAACGUCACGAACAUCUCCUCAGUAAAGGUGAAAGAAGACUGUCGUACAGAGCACUUCAGGGGGCCUUGAUGAUAUAUUUUUACAGGGAAGAGCCUAGAUUCCAGGUCCCUUUUCAGUUGCUGACUUCUCUCAUGGACAUAGACGCACUCAUGACCAAAUGGAGAUAUAACCACGUGUGCAUGGUGCACAGAAUGCUGGGCAGCAAAGCUGGCACUGGUGGGUCCUCUGGUUAUCAGUAUCUGCGCUCAACAGUCAGUGACAGGUACAAGGUAUUUGUAGAUUUAUUUAAUCUUUCAACAUAUCUGGUUCCCCGACACUGGAUACCGAAGAUGAACCCAAUUAUUCAUAAAUUCCUUUACACGGCUGAAUAUUGUGACAGCUCUUACUUCAGCAGUGAUGAAUCAGAUUAAACUCAUCUCCAAAUCUAUGAAGACAUCGAUUUCUCAGCGUGUGUUUUUUAAAAUUUUCUAUGAGUUGCCAUGAUACACCAAGAGUCCUAAUGUAAUAUAUGUAUAUAUAUAUAUAUAGGUAAGCAUUGUGGUGCUCUGAUUCAAUUCUGUAAAUAAUUUUAUUAACUCAUUUUUGUAAUAAUGAAUUAAAGAAAUUAAUUCAGCUGAAUUGUAACAUUGUACGUAGAAGGUUUUCCUGUUAAAACCUCAAUGUCCCCUAAUAAUUACACCUUAAGGUAAACCAUUUAACAUAAUAAUCAUUAUCUCAUUUUGUACUUUAAUAAGUUUGAAACUUCAGCAAUUUCAAAUACUUUGUGCAAUAAAAUGUGUCAUUCUACACAAA
This is a messenger RNA of Leopardus geoffroyi (Geoffroy's cat), 1698 nucleotides long. It is a transcript of the gene TDO2, whose product is annotated as tryptophan 2,3-dioxygenase. NCBI's taxonomy places the organism in Eukaryota, Metazoa, Chordata, Mammalia, Carnivora, Felidae. Gene Ontology annotation, molecular function: metal ion binding; heme binding; L-tryptophan 2,3-dioxygenase activity. The transcript has 12 exons. Bases 96 to 1316 code for a protein of 406 amino acids. The record is from RefSeq and is a predicted model, not a curated record.